GCGCCGAGUCCUUUUGUCCAAGAUGGCGGCGCCGGGGGCGCUACCUCCUCGGCCGCCGCCGCCGCCGCUGUGAGGGGCCUGCGGGCCGCCCGCCCGCCCGCCGCGCCGGCGCCAUGAAGAGGCAGAGCGAGCGAGACUCGAGCCCGAGCGGGCGCGGCUCGUCAUCGUCGGCCAAGCGGCCGCGGGAGCGCGAACGGGAGGCGGAGGCGGGCGGGCGGCGGGCGGCGCACAAGGCCUCGGGCGGCGCCAAGCAUCCCGUUCCAGCGAGGGCCCGAGACAAACCCCGCGGUAGCGGGGGCGGCGGGGGUGGGCAUCGUGACGGCCGCGGCGCCGGGGACGCAAAUCACCGUGCGAGCAGCGGCCGCUCCUCGGGCUCGGGCGCCGGCGGCGGAGGACGCGGCGGCAAGGCCUCCGGGGACCCAGGCGCUUCAGGUGCUUCACCCCGCGCGUCUCCACUGCCACCACCUCCGCCACCACCCGGGGCUGAGCCCGCGGGUCCCGGCUCUUCGGCAGCCGCGCCCGAGUACAAGACGCUACUCAUCAGCAGCCUCAGCCCCGCGCUGCCCGCCGAGCACCUCGAGGACCGGCUCUUCCACCAGUUCAAGCGCUUCGGCGAGAUCAGCCUGCGCCUGUCGCACACACCGGAGCUGGGCCGCGUGGCCUACGUGAACUUCCGGCACCCGCAGGACGCACGCGAGGCCCGCCAGCACGCCCUGGCCCGCCAGCUGCUGCUCUACGACCGGCCGCUCAAGGUGGAGCCCGUGUACCUGCGUGGCGGCGGCGGCGGCGGCGGCGGGAGCAGCAGGCGAAGCAGCAGCAGCAGCGCUGCCGCCUCCACGCCGCCCCCGGGGCCGCCCACGCCCGCCGACCCGCUAGGCUACUUACCCCUGCACGGCGGCUACCAGUACAAGCAGCGCUCGCUGUCCCCAGUAGCCGCCCCGCCGCUGCGAGAGCCCCGCGCCCGCCACGCUGCAGCAGCCUUUGCCCUGGAUGCUGCCGCUGCCGCCGCAGUGGGACUAUCCCGGGAGCGGGCCCUGGACUACUACGGGCUGUAUGACGACCGCGGGCGCCCCUACGGCUACCCUGCUGUGUGUGAGGAGGACCUGAUGCCUGAAGAUGACCAGCGGGCCACGCGCAACCUCUUCAUCGGGAACCUGGACCACAGCGUGUCUGAGGUGGAGUUGCGGCGGGCCUUUGAGAAGUACGGCAUCAUUGAGGAAGUGGUCAUUAAGAGACCUGCCCGUGGCCAGGGUGGUGCGUAUGCCUUCCUCAAGUUCCAGAACCUAGACAUGGCCCACAGGGCUAAGGUGGCCAUGUCGGGCCGGGUGAUUGGCCGAAACCCCAUUAAGAUAGGCUAUGGCAAGGCCAACCCUACCACUCGCCUCUGGGUGGGCGGCCUGGGACCUAACACCUCACUGGCCGCUCUGGCCCGGGAGUUUGACCGCUUUGGGAGCAUUCGGACCAUUGAUCACGUCAAGGGAGAUAGCUUUGCUUACAUCCAGUACGAGAGCUUGGAUGCAGCUCAGGCUGCCUGUGCAAAAAUGAGGGGCUUUCCCUUGGGUGGUCCAGACCGGAGGCUGCGUGUGGAUUUUGCCAAAGCAGAGGAGACUCGGUAUCCCCAGCAGUACCAGCCCUCACCCCUCCCUGUGCAUUAUGAGCUGCUGCCCGACGGAUAUACCCGGCACCGAAACCUGGAUGCAGACCUACGGGUGCGGGAUAGGACCCCCCCCCACCUCCUGUACUCGGACCGAGACCGGACCUUUUUGGAAGGGGACUGGACCAGCCCUAGUAAAAGCUCUGACCGCCGGAACAGCCUGGAGGGCUACAGCCGGUCAGUGCGCAGCCGGAGUGGGGAGCGCUGGGGAGAUGGGGACCGGGGCCUGCCCAAGCCCUGGGAGGAGAGGCGGAAGCGGAGGAGCCUUUCCAGUGACCGAGGGAGGACAACCCACUCCCCUUAUGAGGAACGGAGCAGGACCAAGGGUGGUGGGCCGCAGGUGGACCGGGGCUCUGACCGCACUCCUGAGCGUAGCCGUAAGGAGAACCACUCCAGUGACGGGACCAAGGAGUGCAGCAGCAACUCCCUCAGCAACAGCAGACAUGGGGCUGAGGAGCGCAGCCACCACCACCACCAUGAGGCUCCAGACUCUUCUCAUGGGAAGAAGACACGAGAGAGCGAGCGCAAUCAUCGGACCGCUGAGGCUGAGGCCAAGCCUCUGGAAGAGCCAAAACAUGAGACCAAAAAGCUCAAGAAUCUUUCCGAGUAUGCCCAGACCCUGCAGCUGGGCUGGAAUGGGCUCCUGGUGUUGAAAAACAGCUGCUUCCCGACAUCUAUGCACAUCCUGGAGGGGGACCAGGGGGUCAUCACUGGCCUCCUCAAAGACCACACUUCCGGGAGCAAGCUGACCCAGCUGAAGAUCGCGCAGCGUCUGCGCCUGGACCAGCCCAAGCUCGAUGAGGUCACGCGUCGGAUCAAGCAGGGGAGCCCCAACGGCUAUGCGGUGCUCCUCGCCACCCAGGCGACCCCCAGCGGGCCUGGCACGGAGGGGAUGCCCGCGGUGGAGCCAGGCCUACAGAGGCGGCUUCUCAGGAACCUGGUCUCCUACUUGAAACAGAAGCAGGCGGCGGGGGUGAUCAGCCUGCCGGUGGGUGGGUCCAAGGGCAGAGACAGCACGGGCAUGCUCUAUGCCUUCCCACCCUGCGACUUUUCACAGCAGUACCUCCAGUCAGCACUGAGGACAUUGGGCAAGCUAGAAGAAGAACACAUGGUGAUAGUUAUAGUAAGAGACACUGCCUAGCCCAGACCUAUUUGCAGCUCCGCAUUUGUGUCACAAAAAGCAAUUAUUUUAAAAAUCUGAUCACCACUCCCUCCCCACAUCCUAUCCCCUUGGUUUGAAUUCUCUGCUGGGUUAUUUUGGUUCAUUGGAUGGGGGACCAGAGUCCUGAUCCCCACCAAAACUAAGUUCUUAGUUUUCGGGGGGGGGGGUUGUUUGUUUUUGUUUUGUUUUUUUUUACAGCAAUGAGAAAGGGACUCCUGUCACGUUGAUUUCUAGUGUACAAGAUACUGUCUGCUGUGUUCUGUAUUUUUUUUAUUUUUUGACUAACUGUAUGGAAAGUUGUCAGUAAAGCCUUUGUCAGAGGAUGGAUUUUUAAUCC
Molecule: messenger RNA, 3153 nt
Organism: Lontra canadensis (Northern American river otter)
Lineage: Eukaryota; Metazoa; Chordata; Mammalia; Carnivora; Mustelidae
Gene: RBM15B
Product: RNA binding motif protein 15B
Exons: 1
Coding region: 114-2795 (893 amino acids)
Biological process (GO): regulation of alternative mRNA splicing, via spliceosome
Cellular component (GO): nucleus
Molecular function (GO): mRNA binding
Source: RefSeq, a predicted model, not a curated record